Leguminivora glycinivorella is the source of this 1858-nucleotide messenger RNA. It is a transcript of the gene emei, whose product is annotated as transmembrane protein 161B. The coding region runs from base 122 to 1558 and encodes 478 amino acids. The transcript has 9 exons. NCBI's taxonomy places the organism in Eukaryota, Metazoa, Arthropoda, Insecta, Lepidoptera, Tortricidae. The record is from RefSeq and is a predicted model, not a curated record.
CAUGAAAUGCUCGGGUUAUACUUGUGUGGGUGUAGAAUAUUGAGGUUAUAGUGAAUUGAAUUAAAAAUAAUUUAUAGAAUUUUGACUAUAUAAAUAACUGCUCAAUGAAAAGCCGCCCAAAAUGGCUCUGCUCGGCGCUCAACUGGUUAUAACUCUGAUAAUGGUCUCAGUGAUUCAGAAACUGGGGAAUUAUUCGUUCGCGAGGUGGCUAUUAUGUUCGACAGGGUUGAUCCGGUACUUGUAUCCUGAUAAUAAUGAGUUGAAGGCUUUGGCUGGGGUGCCUAAGGAUAAGCCCAAGGGGAAAAAAGGUGGGAAACAUGAACAGAAUGGGAAGGCCGAGACGUUCCAUGUUCCUCGGAGCCUCGAGAUACAGCUUGAGACAGCGCCGGUGACGGCUCUGGACGUGAUACACCUGAGAUAUUACACAGAGUAUCAGUGGAUAGUAGAUUUUUCACUGUACACCAGUAUUGUGUACAUUUUGUCAGAGAUCUACACUUCAAUAUUUCCGCUGAAAGACGAGUUCAACCUGAGCAUGGUGUGGUGCUUGCUGGUCGUGCUCUUUUCAUUUAAAAUCCUUCUCACGCUGACUAAACAGUACUUCACCAGCGAAGAGUCCAUUGGGGAACGGUCCACAUGCAUCGUAGCAUUCUGUGUGUUCCUCCUGAUCGCUAUGAUGGUGCUGAUAGUGGAUGAGAGCAACCUGGAGGUCGGGGUGGACCUGGCUUAUGACAGCUUCUAUGAGAAUGCUCAUAAGUUUCUGGAGAACCAGGGACUUUCUUCUGUAGGGCCAGCAUCGAAGUUAAUCUUGAAGUUUGCGUUCGCCAUCUGGGCGGCCAUCAUCGGGACGCUGUUCACCUUCCCGGGACUCCGAGUCGCCAGGAUGCAUUGGGACUCGUUAAGAUACUACGGCGAUAAUAAGCUGAAGAGCGCUCUCCUGAACGUGAACUUCGCGAUGCCGUUCGUGCUGGCCCUGCUGUGGGUGCGGCCCGUCACCAGGCACUACCUCACUGUGCGCGUGUUCAGCGGCAUGGAGAAACCUCUAAUGUCCGGGGCCGCGUUCGACACCCUCCGCCUAGCCCUAGUGGCAGGGACAGUGGUCCUGCGCCUGUGUCUGAUGCCGAGACAACUGCAGGCCUACCUCGACAUGGCUCAGAGAAGAUUGGAUGCACAGAGGAAAGAAGCUGGCAGGAUCACUAAUGUGGACCUGCAGAAAAAGGUGGCCUCAGUAUUCUAUUACCUCUGCGUGGUAGCUCUCCAAUACAUCUGCCCCAUCAUAAUGUGCCUAUACUUCGCGCUCAUGUACAAAACUCUAGGCGGGUACGGCUGGGCCGACCUGUUCUAUGAGAGAGAAGAAAUGUGCAGUCUAGAAGACAAGAAGGUGGUUCCAGAAGACCUGGAUUUAGAGCAGUAUCAGAUGGCCUGGGAGAAUCUUAAGAUGGUAUUCACUCAAGAAGUGUACCGCGGUGUGUUCGGGUUCGCCACCUGGUGGUCGCUGUUCGCCUGGUUCGCGACCACAUCGCUCGGCCUCGCCUAUCAGACUUACUUCCGCAUCUCGUGAUACCCUGGUACCACCACAGCUACUAUUAGUGACAGACGUACAGAUCGAUUCACGAAAGGAAUGGACAAAACUUUGCUGAGCCACCAUUUUAUUAGUUAAUCUGUGAUACUGUACUAGGGAAUGCAAUAACCGACCAAAUUUCAUAACCGGUUACGGUUAUGCUCGAAAAAUAACGGGAGGAGGAGUGUGCUCAAGAGCUACACGAGCUUAUUCCACCGUCCCCAUUCUACCAUCGGACUCUUAGACGCACGGCCAGUCUCCAUCCUUACUUGGUAGAUAUUCCACGAAUCCGCACGAAGC